AUGUUACUGCGAGGAAAGGAGAAAGAAGUAAGGCCCGCUUCACGGCGGCGCGGGCCGGGGGCCGCAUGGCCAGACCCGCCCCACGUGCCCAGGCCCACAAAGGCCUCCACCAAAAAGCCCGGCCGCCCGCAUCCCACCUCCUACCGCCAGCACACACACAUGCGGGUGGGCGGGGGCCGAGAGAGCGCGAUGGCGAUGGUGGCAUCUCUCUCCGGCAGGACUCCUCGGCCACUGGAUCGUGGCGCGCACCGCUCGAAGCGGAGACCGAGCGGAGAGGAGGCCCGCUCGGUGUGGAGGCCGAGCCGCGGAAAGCGCCUGGUCACCGCCAGCGGCCAGUCCUCCCGACCCACCGCAGCUCGCGUCCCGGCGCCCUCACGGCUUCCGCGGCAGGGGAGAGAGGAGAACUCUCCGCCCAGAGGUCUCGGUAAACCGCCUCCUCAUGGCCGCCUCCCGCCGCUGCCUGGACCCCCCAACACCCGCCCCCCACAAGUCUGGAUGUGUGGAGGAGAAAUGUUUGACGUUCCAUGUUCCAGGGUCGGUCAUAUCUACAGGAAGUACGUCCCUUAUAAAGUUCCAUCUGGGACCAGCCUGGCGAGAAACCUGAAGCGGGUGGCGGAGACCUGGAUGGACGAGUUCGCUGAGUACAUUUACCAGCGGCGCCCGGAGUACCGGCACCUGUCACCCGGGGACCUCUCGGCGCAGAAGGAGCUGCGCAGACAGCUCAAGUGCAAGGACUUCAAGUGGUUCAUGGCAGCCGUGGCCUGGGACGUGCCCAAGUACUACCCUCCGGUGGAGCCCCCGCCCGCGGCCUGGGGGGAGCUUCGAAACGUGGCAGCAAACCUCUGCGUGGACAGCAAGCAUGGAGCCACGGGGACCGAGCUAAGGCUGGACAUCUGUGUCAAGGACGGUUCUGAGAGGACCUGGUCUCAUGAGCAGCUCUUCACCUUGGGCUGGAGAGAGGAUAUCCGGCCAGGCGAACCCCUGCACACUCGGAAGUUCUGCUUCGAUGCCGUGUCCCACAGCAGCCCCGUCACUCUCUACGACUGUCACGGCAUGAAGGGGAACCAGCUCUGGGGCCAUCGGAAGGACAGAACGUUGUUCCAUCCUGUGAGUAACAGCUGCAUGGACUGUAACCCCGCAGAGAAGAAGAUCUUCAUGGCCAGAUGCGAUCCUCUCUCAGAGACUCAGCAGAGGGUGUGCGAUCUAAGACUUCAAUUACAUCACGAGACAGACUUCCAGCGUCUCCAUGCCUUCCCUGACUUGUGUCAUUUUCCUUUCACAGCAGAGGUAACUUACUGGUCAUAAAAGUUCAUGCUCCAUAAGCCAGCUGGAGUUCUAAUUCAGUGCCCUUGUAUGAAUCCAGUUGAAAACAAACACGAAUAAAAAACUAUGCUACCAAGUUACUCCAAAGAGAAAUAUUUCAUGGAAGCAGCAAAACCAUGUAAGGUUUAGGAGAGGAAUUUCACUAGGAAAAUCUAUUUUUACUUUUCUAUUAUUUUUUAGAAUUUUCAGAGUCUGAUGUUAGUCCAGUCAUUGUUUUAUUAAGGAAGGACAUGGAGUGAGGCUGAUGUAAUUUGUUGAGGAGAUUCUUAAAUCCAAAUAAAUCUACACUCCA
Odocoileus virginianus texanus is the source of this 1615-nucleotide messenger RNA. The record is from RefSeq and is a predicted model, not a curated record. NCBI's taxonomy places the organism in Eukaryota, Metazoa, Chordata, Mammalia, Artiodactyla, Cervidae.